AGCUGAAUGUGUUUUCAUAAAAAAAAUGUUAAAAAUUGAGACUAUGGUUUUUAUAUCUGUAGGAGCAGUAUGACCACACAUGGGAAGGAGUUGAGACAAGAUGAUGAGGCCCUGAGACCACUUACAUGGGAGAGGCAACACACCAUGCAGCCUGGCCAGUAACAAACCAUGAGAAGUGUUCUCCUGAUGCUGAUGCUGUCAAUCACACAUACCCAGAGCCUCUCCUCAUGUCCAGCCUCCUGUGUGGUGUGUUCUGAAGAUGCUGUCAUCUGUUACAAGCUCUCCAACAUCCUCGAGGCCCCUGAGACCACCAAGGCUCUGAUGCUGACCGACGGCACCAUCGUGUCCGUGGACCGCCACUUCCUGUCUGACAUGUCCAGCAUGACCGUGCUGUCCCUCAGCCACAACGCCAUCACCACCAUCACCCACGACGCCUUCCAGAACCUCACCGUCCUCCACACCCUCCUCCUGGACCACAACCACCUCUCCAGCCAGGCCCUGGGGAGGGACACUUUUUCCUGGCUGCCCAGGUUGGAGAUCCUCAAGCUGGGGAACAACGCCCUCGGGGAUGUCAACGGCUCCUGGUUCCAUGCCACCGGGGCCCUGCGGACGCUGCAGCUGGAAGGGAACCGCCUCUCCAGGCUGGACUCCACCACCUUUGCCUUGGCAGACCUCCAGGGGCUGGAGACCUUGGAUCUGUCCGAUAAUCUGAUCACCUAUCUGGGGAAGGAUAGCUUCCGGGGCCUGCUGGGGCUGCGUAGUCUGGAUCUGUCCAGGAAUCAGCUCCGGAGCGCCCCGCCAGAAGUGUUUUCGUACCUAUCGUGGAUGUCUAGUCUGAACCUGGAACUAAACUGGUGGAACUGUACAUGUGAGCUGAGGAAGCUGGCGUCUUUCCUCACCAGCUAUAUGGAGGCUCCGGAUAAGGUACUGUUCAACGGGCGUAGGAUGGUGUGUGUGAGUGCUGACAACCCGGCAGUGAAGACUGUGCUGGAGCUGACAGAGGCCAACUGUGUUCCAACAAAUGAGAACAUCACUGUGCAGGUUGAGGCUAAGAACGCCAUCUCCUCUCAGCGUUAUACCAGAGACCUGGCUCUGGCUGCAGCCUUCUGCUUUGCUGGUGGCGUUGGACUCACCCUUGCUGUGGUGUACAUUGUUUACUGCAAACUGGGGAUGAACAAGAGCCUGAAGGUCUGGAGAGACAGGACUGGAGCUGAGGAGGAUGAGAAUGGGAGGAGAGCUCCCACCCAAACAGUCACCCAGUGGGAUCUGAGCAGGGAGAAUGAGGCUCUACGUAUGGUUCAAAUGGGACUGGAAACCAAGCUGACCAUUCCCAAUAGCCACCUUCAGCCUUGGGACAGGGAGAGAGCCAUGUUUGACCUGAGAAUAGGCAAAGAUUGUGGCCAUUUUAGAUGCCCCCAUUGUGGCCCUGCAGUCAGUGGGUCUGCAAUGGAACAGGGGGUAGGAGAAGGACACUUGGGGGCAGCCCUGCACAUGGUCAGACAAGGAGGCCAGCCCAACAAGAUGGAGAGUCUGGCCAUGACAGAGGAGAGCGAUGAGAGGAAGAGACAUGUGCCCCAACAAACACUGAUAUCAAAGACAGAAGAUCUAAGCGAUCAAAGGUCAUUGGUCGGGCCACCACAGGGUCAGAGCAACCAUAUUCUUAGUCAGGAGGAGUUACUCUAUCACCAGCAGAGUUUAAAUAUAAAAAGCCAUGGUGGUUCUAAUGGCAACAACCAGCUAUUGGGUGGCAGGAGUUACUAUUCACCUGCACAUGGAAACAUGCCCACACAUAAAAGUCUAAAAGAUGAGAUGGUAAGACCUGGAAAUCACAUAGGCCUUGACAACAGACCAUCAAAAAUGGACUUCCAAUCAGAGCAUGGUAGAACUGUACCUGACUGUCAACACCAAACCGUCAGCUGUGUGAACUGUUACAGAACCUAUGAGUAUGGACAGCCAGGGGAGAAUGUCAAAGAUUUAUUGUAUGACAUCAGUGCAAGAGAAUCUGCUGGGUAUGAUGGUUCUCCCAACCACAACCCACUUACAAGGCUAAACACCCGAAGGAGCAUGAACUGCAACCAGUCUAAUAUGGAUAUCUAUGCAAAGCAUGCAAGCAAGCAGAAGAGUGUGACUUUUGACUUGGAAAGAUCUGGAGUGCAUGUUGUUGAUGUACAAAGGAUGAACCAUGACAGGGAAGAUAAACAUGACAGGAUUAAAAGUUCUAGGAAAGUGGAAAAUGGUGAUAAACAGAUCCUGAGCUAUGAAAGCAUUGGACGAUCUGUGAGGAGUAAUGGUCUUAAAAGAGAGGACCACUCCAAAAGGCAUAAACAUAAAGCCCAGUCAGAUGGUUUACUAAAAGUGAAGCUCAACCUUAACCCUCUUAAGAAAAGCAAGGUCCAUCCAAGGAAAAACAGCCACGUGAGACUAGAACAGAGCGAUAGAGAAAGAACUGACUCCAAGAACCGAAAACAACUGCAAAUGACGGGUAAAGAUGCCAAAGAGUCUAAAGAAAAAACAGACAAAUCCAAUAAAGGAAACUCGUCUCACAAAAACAAAGCCAAUCAGUCAUCCAAAAAGAAAUCUACCACCAGCAAGUCUAAAGAAACUGAUGAUAAUGAAGAUCAAGAGGAAGAAGAUCCAGUGCCACAGGAAAACAAUGCAUCCUCCAAGCAAAAAAAGACAAACUCAAAAUCAAAACAUCAGGCGGGCUCCAAGAAGAGUAGAGCUGAUCCAGAUCAGAAAACCGACGUCACACAAAAUAAAACUGGAGGAGAAACAGAGGUCUCUGGUGGAGCACCUAUACCAAGUAAUGUGAGUCCUUACCAAUCAUACAUCAACAGAGCGGGUGGGAGUUCAGCCAAUGGGCAACAGGUGGAACAAUACAGAAAUGGACAGGGCCAAGCACCGAUCCCUGAGGUGCCCCAACACCCCGGUUACCUAGGCGAUGGAGUGACUCUUCAGAGGACAUUGAGUAGCCCACAACUGUCAGCAGCAAAGCCCCUCAAAGGAAUGGAAAGGACUUCCAGUUACAGUAACCUUGCUGUCCAGGGAGGAAACUCUAUACUAUUACAAAACACUGUUGCACCAAACACCAUUUAUGGUGGCAACUCACAGGCUCAAAGUCUGAGUAGAGGCAGUUUAGGUCCGCCAUCUUUACUGAUUAACAUCCCACCCACAUCCCCACUAUAUACAGACAAUGCAAGGAGCUCACCUGUAAAUCCACUGAUUCAGCUGUUGUCACAGUCAAUUCGAGGCAACUCCAACCAGAGGGCCAUGAUUAGCUCUCAGCCAGCCCAGUUUCCAGUACCCCAAAGAGUGAGAGAUCUCACUCUGCUUGCCCAGGGUCCUGGAUCACUAAAUGGGCAGAAUAUCUCUCAGCUUGCCCAGGAUCCUGGAUCACUAAAUGGGCAGAAUAUCUCUCAGCUUGCCCAGGGUCCUGGAUCACUAAAUGGGCAGAAUAUCUCUCAGCUUCCCCAGGAUCCUGGAUCACUAAAUGGGCAGAAUAUGUCUCAGCUUGUCCAGGGUCCUGGAUCACUAAAUGGGCAGAAUAUCUCUCAGCUUCCCCAGGAUCCUGGAUCACUAAAUGGGCAGAAUAUCUCUCAGCUUGUCCAGGGUCCUGGAUCACUAAAUGGGCAGAAUAUCUCUCAGCUUGUCCAGGAUCCUGGAUCACUAAAUGGGCAGAAUAUCUCUCAGCUUGCCCAGGGUCCUGGAUCACUAAAUGGGCAGAAUAUCUAUCAGCUUGUCCAGGAUCCUGGAUCACUAAAUGGGCAGAAUAUCUCUCAGCUUGCCCAGGGUCCUGGAUCACUAAAUGGGCAGAAUAUCUAUCAGCUUGUCCAGGAUCCUGGAUCACUAAAUGGGCAGAAUAUCUCUCAGCUUCCCCAGGAUCCUGGAUCACUAAAUGGGCAGAAUAUCUCUCAGCUUGCCCAGGAUCCUGGAUCACUAAAUGGGCAGAAUAUCUCUCAGCUUGCCCAGGAUCCUGGAUCACUAAAUGGGCAGAAUAUCUCUCAGCUUGCUCAGGAUCCUGGAUCACUAAAUGGGCAGAAUAUCUCUCAGCUUGCCCAGGGUCCUGGAUCACUAAAUGGGCAGAAUAUCUAUCAGCUUGUCCAGGAUCCUGGAUCACUAAAUGGGCAGAAUAUCUCUCAGCUUGCCCAGGAUCCUGGAUCACUAAAUGGGCAGAAUAUCUCUCAGCUUGCCCAGGAUCCUGGAUCACUAAAUGGGCAGAAUAUCUCUCAGCUUGCCCAGGAUCCUGGAUCACUAAAUGGGCAGAAUAUCUCUCAGCUUGUCCAGGGUCCUGGAUCACUAAAUGGGCAGAAUAUCUCUCAGCUUGCCCAGGAUCCUGGAUCACUAAAUGGGCAGAAUAUCUCUCAGCUUGCCCAGGAUCCUGGAUCACUAAAUGGGCAGAAUAUCUCUCAGCUUCCCCAGGAUCCUGGAUCACUAAAUGGGCAGAAUAUCUCUCAGCUUGCCCAGGAUCCUGGAUCACUAAAUGGGCAGAAUAUCUCUCAGCUUCCCCAGGAUCCUGGAUCAGUAAAUGGGCAGAAUAUCUCUCAGCUUGCCCAGGGUCCUGGAUCACUAAAUGGGCAGAAUAUGUCUCAGCUUGAUCAGGGUUCUAGUUCAGGUCCAGGCUCAAUAAACGUAGAGAGUUUCUCCAACAACAACAGUAUGAACCCCGCAGUUGCCCCUGUUCUACAGGAGUACCUGUCCUCAGCAGAAGGCUCACCCAGAAGGAUUAGACUGGUGCUGCCUGAGAGAACCACUAACAGAUCGCCAACUGCUCUGGAGAGGAAAAUCCGAUAA
Molecule: messenger RNA, 4791 nt
Organism: Oncorhynchus masou masou (cherry salmon)
Lineage: Eukaryota; Metazoa; Chordata; Actinopteri; Salmoniformes; Salmonidae
Gene: lrrc53
Product: leucine rich repeat containing 53
Exons: 6
Coding region: 169-4791 (1540 amino acids)
Cellular component (GO): plasma membrane
Molecular function (GO): protein binding
Source: RefSeq, a predicted model, not a curated record